This is a messenger RNA of Dermatophagoides pteronyssinus (European house dust mite), 1023 nucleotides long. RefSeq names its product ribosomal protein L23. The record is from RefSeq and is a predicted model, not a curated record. Gene Ontology annotation, biological process: translation. Gene Ontology annotation, molecular function: structural constituent of ribosome; large ribosomal subunit rRNA binding; phosphatase activity. Gene Ontology annotation, cellular component: ribosome; cytosolic large ribosomal subunit. NCBI's taxonomy places the organism in Eukaryota, Metazoa, Arthropoda, Arachnida, Sarcoptiformes, Pyroglyphidae.
AAUGUUCGAUAAGUCGAACGAGCUUCUUUUUUUUCAUUGUUGUUGUUGUUGUUUCGCGCCAUAGUUUUGUUUGUUUUGGUUUGAAGAUUGAUUCGAUUGGCAAAAAAAAAACAAACAAUGAAAUUUCGUGUAAUUACCCGACGUUAUGAAGCAAUCAAUACGAUUAAACGAUCAAUAAUGGCUACAGCUAAACUAUCCAAUUCACUUAUAUUUCGUAUAGAUUCGGAUUCUAUACAAUUAAUUCCGGAUACAUUAACACCAAUGAAUCCAAUAUCGAUUCGUUGUAUAUUGAAUCGUUCAUUAUUAUUUGAUAAUUAUUCAUUCAAAGGAUUAAAUGAUGAUAAUAAUUUCAUUUAUUUUUAUGUUCGUUCCGAUUCAAUAAUCAAUAUAAUCAAUACAAUUCAUUUGAAUAUUCGUUUAAUGAAAAUUAAAUUAACAACAAAUAAUCAACAAAAACCAGUAUUAAGAUUUACAACUGAAAAUCCAUCAGCCGAUGAAACCGAACAUCAAACAAUUAAUAAUCAAUUAUUUAUUUCGGUUAUUAAUCAACAAUCAUGGUCAUUAUAUGAUGAUGAAUAUUCAUCAAUGAAUCAAGCACAAAUAUCAUUAAAUUUACCAACAUUUAAAUUAUUUGCAAAUGAUAUUGCAAAACUGAAUGAUUGUUCAAAUUUUAUACGAAUAUCGGCCAAAAUGUAUCAAAAUAAUGAUGAUGAUGAAAAUAUUUUAAAAGCAAAAUUAACAAUGACAUCUAUUAUUGAUUCAUUACAAUUAUCUUGUCGUUAUGAUAAACUUUCAAUUACAAAUGGAUACUCAACAACAACAACAACAGAUCAAUCAAAUCAAUCGAAUAAAGUUUUUGUUGAUAUUCGAAAAUUGAAUGAAUUAAUUUCAUACAUUUCAAUAUUACAACCAACCGAUGGUAUUUGUGAAAUUCAUAAUAAUCAUUCUAUACGAUUACAAUUUUUUGUACAUUUAGUUAAUUUUAAAAUUAUUCUUCCACAUUAUGAUUUGGAAAAAAUUUAA